ACGACGAAGACGACGGCCAGCUUCCUACCCGGAUUCAGCGUUUCCCCCAUCCUCGAGGUCACCAAUUCCCAAAAUGCUUUCUCAGAAGGUUGCUCAGCAAUCGCUGCGGCGGCGUACGUGCUUGUCUGGUCCUCUAACGAAUUGCGCUCCACUAACUUCAAUGUUGCAGUCGCCGUCCAGCAGCCCUACGCUUUGCGGUGGUCUUUGAUGAACUCGGUCUCUCCCGCCGCCGUUGCUCUCGGAAGAAACAUUCAGACUAGGUGAGUUGCUACGCAUGUUUUCCAUCGUUAUCGUGACGAUUUCGACUCGGAGGAGAGGGGAACGGGGGAGCGGGAUUCGCGAUAUUGAAUUCGACGUCAUGAAGCCAGUGUCGCCAAAGGGGAUGGAAAGCAACGACUUCGCUUUGCUAACAUGGACAUCAGACAAGCUGCUACCUCCUCCAACUCCUCCGACCCUUCCAAGCUUCUCGCUCAGCAGCGCCUUGUCCGCCCGGUCUCUCCCCACCUUUCCAUCUACCGCCCCCAGAUCACAUGGAUCGGCAGUAGUAUUCACCGUGUCACCGGCCUCAUGCUGUCCGGAGGUCUGUACCUCUAUGCCAGUGCCUACCUCGCCUCUCCCAUGCUCGGCUGGGAUCUGGGCUCUGCCUCUGCUGCCGCCGCUUUCGCUGCUCUCCCUGUUGUCGCCAAGGUUGCUCUGAAGGCUACCAUGGCGAUGCCCUUCACCUACCACUGCAUGAACGGAGUGCGCCACCUGAUCUGGGAUACUGGUGCUGGUCUUACCAACGCCCAGGUCAUCAAGUCCGGCUGGACUGUGGUGGGUUUGAGUACCAUUAGCGCUCUUCUUCUGACUUUCCUGUGAUAUUGUGACAUACCUCUGAUUCUUGUUCUGUUCUAAAACAUUUUCGUGCAAUAUAUUUCUACCAGUCAAUUGAUGACUAUUUUUGGGUUUACUUCUCUAUUCUCUCAUUCCAGAUCUGAACUAUGUUUUACAAUUUCAGGCGGUGAACACGCCAAUAUGUAGGAGAUUCCUCGAUAUGGAGGAUGGGUGUCACAGUCG
Aspergillus sclerotioniger CBS 115572 is the source of this 1056-nucleotide messenger RNA. RefSeq names its product succinate dehydrogenase cytochrome b560 subunit. Gene Ontology annotation, molecular function: electron transfer activity; succinate dehydrogenase activity. The coding region runs from base 412 to 858 and encodes 148 amino acids. Gene Ontology annotation, cellular component: membrane. The transcript has a single exon. Gene Ontology annotation, biological process: tricarboxylic acid cycle; mitochondrial electron transport, succinate to ubiquinone. The record is from RefSeq and is a predicted model, not a curated record. NCBI's taxonomy places the organism in Eukaryota, Fungi, Ascomycota, Eurotiomycetes, Eurotiales, Aspergillaceae.